This is a messenger RNA of Paramuricea clavata, 2826 nucleotides long. The record is from the annotation of a GenBank genome assembly. NCBI's taxonomy places the organism in Eukaryota, Metazoa, Cnidaria, Anthozoa, Malacalcyonacea, Plexauridae.
AGGUCCUUUACCGGCUACGUUUAGCGAUUUCUGGAGAAUGAUCUGGACAACGGGGACUGUGGUGAUUGUAAUGUUAACAAAGUAAGAUACAACGGUACCUUUGCUCAUGUAGAUGGACAUUUCAAUAGAUUAUUUACUGAUUAAAGGAGAGAAUGGUAGAUUGUUUUCUUGACUAUAGACUCUAUAGUCGUGAUGUAGAUAGUGCCUUUCCUGGAAGAGUGUGUUUCACAAGAGUGUGUUGGGCAUCGGUGGCUCAGUCAUCAAAGCAAGCGUCAUUCACCUUUGAGUUCGUGGGUCGGAUUCUCGCUACGGACUCAUGUGAAAAGAGUCAGUCAACGCUCUGCCGAAAGUCGUGGGUUUUCUCCGAGUGCUCCGGUUUCCUCCCACAGGGAAAGUUGACAGGGUGGGUUAGGAUAAACACAGUUAAGAAAUUAAUAUCACAAUUUUUGUAAAGAUAAAAUAGUCUAAGUAUGUAAUUAGGAAAGCGUAAUUUGAUGUAAAUCGCAUUUGAUCACACCCACAUGAAAAUUUGUGUAAAACAAAUGGUAAUCGUAAUCUUUGGACAGGCAAGGAUUGCAUGUUUUUGUUUGAUUCAUUUUACUGAUAACCUGAUGUGAUCUUCACUACAAUUUUUUCAGAGAAAUCCAACGUGGUCGCGUCAAGUGUGGACAUUACUGGCCUGACCCGGGAGCAUUUGAACAAUACAGCGAUCUUGAAGUGAGCUGCAUUGAGGCGACAGAAAAAGAUGAUUUUAUCAACAGACAAUUCGUAAUAAACAACACAAAGGUAAUUUGAUUUUGUAUUAUCUUUCUAGGGCGUUCAACAUCUUACGUAAAUAAAUCAAUUCAGAUUUGUUCGUCGAAUUUUCCCCAAAUCUUUGGUGAACGGGUAGGGGUAUAUCACCCGUAAACCGGGGUGUCUUAACCUCUCCAUUCUGAUUUGUCUUUCCCUAGACAAAAGUAUCACGGACUGUGCAUCAAAUUCAAAUGAUAAGCUGGCCUGACUUUGGCGUUCCCGACUCAGCCGAACCAAUAUUCCAGCUUAAAUCAAUGGUGGAGGAUCUACAGACCGCUGGCAAAACGCAGGCUCAACGUCCACCUGUCGUGGUCCAUUGCAGUGCUGGUAUCGGGAGGACUGGUAGCUAUAUGACGAUAAGUAUUGGCAUUGAUUCUUUACUAAACACAGGCAGGUGUAACAUUAUUAACACGGUCAAACGUAUUCGUGGUCAGCGGGCGCUCAGCGUGCAGACCGCUGACCAGUAUGAACUGUGUUACACAUCAUUACUAGAGUACGCGGCGUUGCACGUGACGAGCAUAGAGCCACAGGAGAAAAUUGAAAUUUUGGAGUUUUUGAAUAACUGGAAGAAGGCUCAGCCCGACGAGCAUCGCUGGUGAUGCGCGCGCAACUGAAUUAGAAUUGAAUUUGAAAUGAAUGAAUUUGGCAUGACAAUGAAGGCAUGCUUGGAUGUAAAUAGUACUAAGUAUUACUAUCAGAAUAAUACUGGUGACUUAGUACAGGGAUAUAAGUAGUAUUACUUCGUAAAAGUUUAACAGUUUAAGGGUAUAUUAUAUAGCAUGAAAAUUAAAUGCUUCUGUUCCGUUCACCGUAACAAGAAAAUUUACUAAGUCGGAAUACCACACACGCAAAAAUCUCGCAUCUUGUCGCUAGUUUACCAACAAGUCGUGACGACGCAAGGUUGUGACAACACAAAGUUGUGUUCGCACUGCUUGUCCCAAGUUGUCAACAAGUUUGGAACAAGCUGUUAAACAACUUGUAACAACCUUGUUGAUAUUAUCAGACUUGUUGCAAUGUUGUGCCAACAAAAAAGUCCGAUACAGUCAUGAUAUAACAAUAUUGUUACAACCUUGUGUCGUCAACCUUGUAACGUUACAUUCUUGUUAUAUCAUGACUGUAUCAGAUUUGUUAGAACAGUCUUGUAACAAGUCUGAUAAUGCCAUCAAGCUUGUUACAAGGUGUUAACAGCCUGGUCCAAACUUGUUACAACAACUGGGAACAAGCAGUGCGAACACAACUUGUCGACAGCUUGUGAACAGAUUUGUAACAACUUGUUUGCAGACUUGUAACAACGUGUGCGUUUUUACGUGUGUAACAGUACUUUAGUACGGAAAUAUAAGUAGCAUUAUGUACUUCCCCUUCUUAAAAAUUUUAGGGUAAUUUAUAUAGCAUGAAUACGACAUGCUUGCUUCAAUAGUAGUACUAGUAGGAACUAUAAGUACUAUAUGUACUAGCAAAAUUUCAAGCAAUUUUGAUAAAAAUUGCGAUGCAAUAUUAGUAUAUUAUACAUGACAAGUGGGAUACAUGCUUGAUACUUUGUUAGAAAGUACCAACAUGGCAGAAUUUCAAGUAUUUAUAGUGUAACGGGGAAAUUUUUUCCUCAAAUUGACUAUUCAGCAUGCGAAAUAUCACAUGAGAGUCCAGUAUUUAAGUAUUUCUCAUAACUAAUUGAAAUUUAAGAAUUUCUAAAUACAACUAUAUUAUGAAAUAAUUCAUACAGCAUCUUAUACCAUACGUAGGAUUUCAGAAAUUAUUUUAAUUCCUUCAUUCACAUUAUUUAUGGAGAAUUUUACAUCUUUAUUUAUUAAUCAACACUGUAAAAUUAUCGUACAUUUUGUGAAAUAUAAAUAUAACUGAAAAUAACGGUUUUGACCAAUCUUGUAUUUCCUAGAACAAAAAUCUAUAUUUUUACGUUAGUGGAUUCACUCAGACCUUCACUAGUGGUACCUUCCCACUUCCGCUUCUAUAUAACUAAUUGUUUUGUAUUUCUGUAAUCUGUUCUAUUGUUCUGUAGCGAUUACCGCUUUAUCG